This is a messenger RNA of Rhopalosiphum maidis (corn leaf aphid), 3776 nucleotides long. It is a transcript of the gene mtRNApol, whose product is annotated as DNA-directed RNA polymerase, mitochondrial. NCBI's taxonomy places the organism in Eukaryota, Metazoa, Arthropoda, Insecta, Hemiptera, Aphididae. Gene Ontology annotation, molecular function: mitochondrial promoter sequence-specific DNA binding; protein binding; DNA-directed RNA polymerase activity. The transcript has 23 exons. Gene Ontology annotation, biological process: mitochondrial transcription. The record is from RefSeq and is a predicted model, not a curated record. Bases 1 to 3750 code for a protein of 1249 amino acids. Gene Ontology annotation, cellular component: mitochondrial DNA-directed RNA polymerase complex.
AUGUAUAGGUUAUUUAGGUUUCGGUCUCAAAUAAAUAAUGGAUUUCCUCAAAUAGUUUUAAUUGACAAGCCUCAUUUAUUAAAAACAGUGAAAUAUUCUAAUAUUCCAGAAAGUCUGCAAACUAAAACUAAGACUAAACAGUUUAAAAGAAAUUUAAAACGAUUUUCAGAAGUAGUACAAGUUACCAGUAGUGUUGCCAGUCAAUCUAAAGUAAAAGUAAAACAUUUAAAACCUAACCAAGUGCAAAAAAUGGUUGCCUGUAAAAAACCAUUGGCUAUGUUUCCUAAGACAUCAAAAACAAAUAAUAGUUGUUCUGAUAAAGUUUCCAUAAAAACUAUAUCUAACAUAAAAAAACACAGCAUUAAAGAAGAGCUGUUAGAUGAAAUGGAUGAAAUGAAUGAAGAUCAAAUCAGUUUGCUUAAAGAUACUGAUUUUUUACAAACAAUAACUAUGACAGAAAAUGACAUUGAAAAUAAAUUUGUUUCCAAUCAUUUAAAAGAAGAGCAAGACUUUUAUAAUAGCAUUGAACUAUCUAAAAGUAAAGAUAAAUUAUCAAAAAGAGAGCGUAAUCGAAAUAUCGCUGCAAAAAAUAAACUUGAGCUAAAAGAAGCUAUUAAACAACUCAAUAUUAAAGGCCGGGAAAAAAGUCUCAAUCAAACACUUCUAGCAUAUAUAGAUUUAUGUGUAUGUUGUGGAUUUCUUAAUAGAGGGUUAGCUGCUUUGAAUCAUUAUUGUUACAAGAGUGUUUCUAAUAAAGUAUCUCUAAAAAUAACAGAUAUUCGGAUUUUUACAUGUUUAAUGCAUGGUUUUGCAAGCAAGGGAAACUAUGAAAAAUUGAAAGAAAUUUGGUCAUUAUUAGAAUUAUCUCAAACAAAACCAAAUAUUCAAGCAUAUGCAGCUGCCUUUGAGUGUUUAGUUAAUAAAAAAGAACCAGGCUCAUUCGAUAUAUUACAAGAAUUAUCUAAACAAUUUUUGUCUGAUGGGUUUUCGUUUAAUAAUUUAUUUGAUAAUUGUAUCUAUGUCGGAAAUCAACGAGAACAAGUAUUAAAAGCUGUACGAUUAUUAAAUCCUUCGUUUGAACCACAUCACAGUAUUGAAAAUAUUUACUAUUCUUGCUCCCUUUUAGAUCAUUUGAAUUCACAAAAAUCUACGUUUAAAUGUCCAGCUGAAGGUCUUUUGGACGAAAAGAAAAUUCUUGAAUGUGCUCGGAAACAACUAGAAUUAGAAAUGUCUACUAUUGUAAAAGUACAGUCUGUUGACAAUAAUAAUUCUACACCAUCCCAAAAAGUUUUGGAUUAUAGAAAUAAAUUAGAAGACUUGCAAGAAAAAUGGAAAGAAACUAUAAGGAAUGCUAUUGCACGUGAAUUAGAAAGUAUACGUGCUCAGCAUAACUGUUUAAAAUCUUAUCGGAAUGUAAAUAUAUAUCCUUAUUUAAGAGUUUUAAAUACAGAGCAAUAUGUUGAUAUAAUUAUACAAGAAGUACGAAAGCUAGCCGAAGGGUCUGAAACAUUUAGUCCAACAGUAAAUUUGCUGUAUCGAAAUUUAGCUAAUCAAGUUAGAUUAAGGUACCAAAUUAAAUAUAAAAAGAAUACAAAAAUUUUGGAAAAAAUAAAAGCAGUUUACAGUGAUUAUUGUUUAUGGUAUAUGAAUAGUGAAAAUAGUGAUAGUCAAAAUACAAGACAACAAUGGCAACAAUUAAUAUAUAAAUACAAAGCAAUAGGAGCAGAUAUUGAACAAGAUGACAAACAAUGGCCUCCUACUGUAUUAAACAGCAUUGGAAAAUUUUUGUACAACAUUAUUAUUAAAGACAUAAAAAUUGAUGUUAACAUUAUGAAAGACAAUGUAGAAGAAGAGCAUUUAUUACCAGCAUUCUAUACAGUUUUUCGUGGACAAUGUCAACAUGUGAAACAAGAAAUUAAACCACAUCCUGUAUUGUCCAAACUUUAUCAGUUAUCUGAACCUAAUGAUUUAAUAUUUGAUGUUACUAUGAUUCCUAUGUUAAGUCCACCAGUUCCUUGGACUUCGAUCAAUUCUGGAGGAUAUAUUGCUGCUAAAGCAGAUCUAAUCAGGUUACCACAACAAGCUAUUUUACAAUGGCAUAGACUUGAGCAAACACCAAAACAGGAACUAUAUCCAGCCUUGGAUGCACUGAAUCAGUUGGCAUCUAUACCUUGGACUAUUAAUAAACCAGUUUUGGAUGUAGUUCUUCAAGUAUUUCGUUCUGGUGGUUCUACAAAAUUAGAUAUUCCAAAGCCUUUAUCUGCCUUCCCAUCUCCUCAACCAAUAUCACAGAGUAUGAGUAAAGAUGAACGUUCUAGGUUGUAUAAAGAGCGAGCUAUAUUAAAAAGACAAAAAGCUGAAAUGUUUAGUUUGUGGUGCGAUGCUUUAUAUAGGCUAUCAUUAGCAAAUCACUUUUGUGGUAAAACAUUUUGGUUACCUCAUAAUAUGGAUUUUCGUGGUCGAGUAUAUCCAUGUCCUCCUCACUUAAACCAUCUUGGCUCGGAUAUGGCCAGAUCAUUGUUGUGUUUUGCUAAAGGAAAACCACUUGGGUCUAAUGGUCUUAACUGGUUGAAGAUACAUUGUGUUAAUUUAACUGGACUGAAAAAAAGAAAUGCUGUUAAAGAGAGACUUCAAUAUGCAGAAGAGAUACUUCCAGAUAUAUUAGAUUCUGCUCAAAAUCCUUUAAAAGGAAAUAUGUGGUGGGCCGAAUCUGAGAAUCCUUGGCAAACUUUAGCGUGCUGUAUUGAGAUAUUUCAUGCUCUACAAUCAAAAAAUCCAGAAAACUUUAUUUCUCAUUUCCCUGUUCAUCAAGAUGGAUCAUGUAAUGGUUUGCAACAUUAUGCAGCUUUAGGUAAAGAUUUUGCUGGAGCAGUAAGUGUCAACUUAACUCCUUCUGAUAUACCACAAGAUGUGUAUAGUUGUGUUGCAGCUAUGGUUGAAAGAGAACGUUCAAAAGACGCUGCAAAUGAUGUUGUAAUAGCAAAAUAUUUAGAUGGAUUUGUUAGGCGUAAAGUAAUUAAACAGACUGUAAUGACAACAGUUUAUGGUGUAACUAGAUUUGGUGCUCGUUUACAAAUUGCUAAACAAUUAAAAGAUAUUGAUUCAUUUCCUAAAGAUAAAGUAUGGUCAGCUUCUACUUAUUUAGUGGCCAAAACAUUUGAAAGCUUAAGAGAAAUGUUCACUUCUACAAAAGAAAUACAAGAUUGGUUUACAGAAUGUGCCCGUGUAAUAUCACAAUCAUGUGGUCAAAGUGUAGAAUGGAUAACACCAUUAGGGUUACCCGUAGUUCAACCAUACAAUCGUAGAAAUAAAAGCCAUGAUUAUACUAAGAAAUCUAAUGUUAAAAUAGGAGAACAUUUUAUAUUGGAUAUGUAUGAUCGGCCAAAUGUAAUGAAACAAAAGAAUGCCUUUCCUCCAAAUUUUAUCCACUCAUUAGAUUCUAGUCAUAUGAUGUUAACAUCCCUUCAUUGUGAACGAGCAGGUAUCACAUAUGUAUCUGUACAUGAUUGUUUUUGGACACAUCCUAAUUCUGUUGAAAUUAUGGGAAAAAUUUGUCGAGAACAAUUUGUAGCACUACAUAAUGAACCAAUUCUAGAAAAUUUAUCUAAUUUUAUGAUUAAAAAAUAUGAACUUCCUAAUUAUGAUAUUACAAAUGAUACUCAAGAUAUGUUAAAUAUUUUUCGACAAUUACCUAAAAAAGGAGAUUUUAAACUUAAUAAUGUUUUAGACUCUGUAUAUUUUUUCAGUUAAAACGUUUUAGUUUGUUAUGAUAUGAG